Molecule: messenger RNA, 2965 nt
Organism: Lotus japonicus
Lineage: Eukaryota; Viridiplantae; Streptophyta; Magnoliopsida; Fabales; Fabaceae
Product: kinesin-like protein KIN-14L
Biological process (GO): microtubule-based movement
Molecular function (GO): ATP binding; microtubule binding; microtubule motor activity
Source: RefSeq, a predicted model, not a curated record
GCUGGUGUUGGAGAAGCCAAUGGAAGCUAAUGAAUCGGACGGUGUAGAGUGAUGCGUGUUGGAGAAGCCAAAUCUGACGGUCUGAGUGGCACAUCGCACGAUGUAUCUUUUUCUUCAACCUUUGCCUUAGGUUUCCUAUUCUCCCAACCCAGAAACUGCAGAAACCUCUCAAGUUUAGACGGAAAAAAAGAAAAAACCUCUUCAGCAUCCUUCUCCAGUCUCUCCUUUCCCCAAGUAUUCAACCAAAUAAGCAUGAAGUAUAUAUACUUCAACAGCUUCAAUCCAUCAAAUGCACCACCACCACCACCACCUCUAACUCAUCAUGAAGCGUUUCUUGUCCCUCUUCUUCGUCAAACUGGACACGUUCUUCUCAUUCGUUCUGGGGAGUUAAGACCACGCCUCAGGCGGAGGCAGCCCCUUCCCCAGCCCCUCCAUUCUGAUCUUGCUGUCCUUGAGCGGCAGCCCCUUCAGCCCCGCCUUGCCCUUGCGCGGCAGCACCCUCCCCCAAAAGUGAAUAUCUGGAUUCAUUCAGAAACUGGUUACCAGCACUAAUCUGAGGCAGUGAGGAGAACACAUUGUUCACAUGAACCCAUAAAGAAAGCUGCCUGAAAUGUCUGAAUCAAUAAAGGAAACAAUAUAGCUCUUCAAUGUUAGGGAAGAAACCAGAGAGAAGAGAUAGAGAUAGAGAGAGAAGAAUCAGAGAGAAAGAACGAGAGAAAGAAAACUCCAAUUCGUGUAUCUUACACUGACUUGCAGCAGCGGCCUCGGAGUAAUUGAGGCUGGCGGCGUCGGAGUGCAGUCGGAGUCUGGCGGCGCGUCACAGGAGGCUGGCGGCGGCGGAGUGCAGCCGGAGUCUGACGGCGGGGAGCCCUUGAUUACGACUAAUCAACUUCUGAUGCAGUCUGUGGCCGCCUUGGAGGGUGCUAGCCUCAACAUUUCUGAGGCAGCACAGUUGUGCAACUCUGCAGUCACCAAUUUGCACAUUGGGAGUUAAUGCGGGGUUCCUUCCUGAUACUCCCUUCAUCGUGUUGUUGGUUCAGUUUUCUGAGUCCAUUGCCGGUGCUUACUUUGUCUAUCAAACUGCUGCACAUCAUGUCAUGAGGGCUCGGAACUCCUUCAUGCGUGUUGAGCUCGCCGGUGAUAUAUUUCAGACAUUUCAGGCAGCUUUCUUUAUGGGUUCAUGUGAACAAUGUGUUCUCCUCACUGCCUCAGAUUAGUGCUGGUAACCAGUUUCUGAAUGAAUCCAGAUAUUCACUUUUGGGGGAGGGUGCUGCCGCGCAAGGGCAAGGCGGGGCUGAAGGGGCUGCCGCUCAAGGACAGCAAGAUCAGAAUGGAGGGGCUGAGGAAGGGGCUGAGGAAGGGGAUGGGGAAGGGGCUGGCCAAAACUUUUAGAGUUCGAACUAUUCUAGCCAAUUUGUAGAUGGACUUUGCUUAGUCCUAGGUUGUUAAUAUUGUUGCCAACUUGUGGCUAUUAGUUGCAUCAUUGUAAAAUUUCACGCAACCCAAUCACUAGAUGGACUUUGCUUAGUCUUAGGUUGUUAAUAUUGCCAACUUGUGGCUAUUAGUUGCAUCAUUGUAAAAUUUCACGCAAUAAAAUUGUUGAGAUAUAAUUUUUUUCAUAACAUUUGAUCAGUCCAAGAGUAUUAAUUGCAAUUUGAUAAUUUUAUUCUUGCUAUUACAUUUAUUGGAUGCAGCAGAAACUGUGGAAUUACUUGUCAAACUACUUCUUGACCGUUCGCUUGAGGCCAAAGAAAACAGAUCAUGAUUACUUGGGAGGAACAGCUAAUUUUAAAGUUCCCUGAGUUGCAAAUGCUGCUAAAGAACUUGAUAAAUGAAUGGAAUAGCGUACCACCUCAAUCCAUAUCCACACCCCCGGAAUCAGAUACUUUGUCUGCACCUAAAAGUUCCAAGUUGAAAUGUACUACUCAGGUGAGGUUUUUAAGGACACUCAACCAUUAAUUAGAUCCGUGAUGGAUGGAUUUAAUGUGUGCAUUUUUGCUUAUGGUCAAACUGGAUUUGGGAAGACUUGCACCAUCAGUGGUCCUUCUGGUGGAACAUGUAAGGAUAUGGGGAUCAAUUAUCUGGCUCUUAACGAAAGGAAGGACAUUAUACAUGACAUUUUUGUUCAAAUGGUUGAGAUUUACAAUGAACAAGUAAGAGACUUACUUGGGGAGGACAAGACCGACAACAAAUUAGUGAUCUGCAGCUGCAAUGAUGAUGGGUUGAGCCUUCCUGAUGCAACUUUGCGUCCAGUGAAGUCUACAAAUGAUGUUAUCGCCCUCAUGAGACUCGGUGAGGUUAACCGUGCUGUCAGUUCUACUGCCCUCAACAACCGUAGUCGUUCGCACAGUGUGCUUACUGUGCAUGUUCAUGGUAAAGACACAUCCGGGAGCUCCAUUCGUAGCUGGCUGCACUUGGUAGGCCUUGCUGGAAGUGAAAGAGUAGACAAGUCUGAAGUUACAGGAGAAAGACUAAAGGAAGGACAAUUCAUUAACGAGUCUCUCUCUUGUUUAGGAGAUGUGAUCACAGCCCUGUCUCAGAAGAAUUCUCACAUUCCUUACUGGAACAGCAAACUCACCCUUCUUUUGCAGGACUCCUUAGGUGGACAUGCUAAGAUGUUGAUGUUUGCUCACAUGAGUCCAGAAGCGGAUUCUUUUGGUGAAACAGUGGGUACUCUAAAGUUUGCUCAGCUUGUUUCCACUGUGGAACUUGGGGCUGCACGUUCGAUCAAAGAAACCAGUGAAGUUAUGCAACUCAAAGAACAGGUUGAGAGCCUUAAGAUUGCACUGGCAAAUAAGGAAAAGCACUGCUGAGUAGAAUUACCACUCCAUUAGAGAGGCCAAUAUUGGGGUCUGAGAAAACGCCACUGCGCCCACGCAGACACAGCAUUGAGAACGGCAGCACAACCAUAAAUACUGGAAAACCUGAGGAUAAAACUAGACGGUGGGGUCCAAAUUCAUCACUU